AAAAAUUCCUUAAUCCAUGUGUGUUAUUAUCAUUUUCAUAGUAUUUCAAUUUUUAUGAUCAUAAUUAUUAUUAGCGUGCAUAUCAUUUGAAAACCGAGAGUUGUGCAAAAAUUGUAUCAAUCAAAAUGAAAAAAAUGAUUUUCCUAAUGAAAAUCGUCCUAUCAGUGCUAAUCUUGUUUAUUAUACCGGUAUUCGGUGGUGCUUUGAGUAAAACUGUCUUGUAUCAAGCACCAGAUGAAUGUCGCUGGUCCGGUUCGAACGAAAAUGACAUAACGCUUGUCUGUCAUUUGCGUACAAUAAACUCGGAACUUGAGAACACGAACUUUAGUGUCAUUCAACCACAAAAUACUAUACGAUUGCGGUUAGAGUGCAAUGAUGCUCUGUUCUUUCAAAGCAGCCUAAGUCCAGACAGUUUUCGAUCAUUGGUGGAGUUGCGUGCACUAACCAUAGAGUACUGUAAGUUAGGAAACUUAACUGAUGGUUCGUUUCGUGGCCUUCAAGACUUACGUAAUUUAACGAUACGCACCCACAAUGGCGAUUGGUCGACUAUGUCUCUGGAUAUUUCGCCCACCAGCUUUAAUGAGUUCCGGCAGCUAGAUCGUUUAGAUCUUAGUCUCAAUAAUAUCUGGCUUAUACCUGACGGUAUGAUAUGCCCGUUAAAAGUUCUCAAGCAUUUAAAUAUAUCGAACAAUGAAAUACAAGAUAUUGGAAAUUUUCACUUUAGUGCCUCGCUAAGCACACGUAAAUCACGUAUAUGCGGUUCUUCGUUAACAAGCAUCGAUCUUAGUCAUAAUAAAAUUGCCAAUCUUCCUUCGGCGAUUUUUUCAGGUUUGAGUCGUUUGGCAAACUUGAAUUUAGCUCGCAAUGGUAUGAAUUUCAUCGCUGAUCGAGCCUUCGAAGGGUUAGUUUCUCUGCAAGUGGUAGAUUUAUCAGAAAAUCGUCUCACUUCUUUACCACCCGAACUGUUUUCUGAAGCCAAGUUUGUUAAAAAUGUGUAUUUAAAAAACAAUAGCAUCAAUGUAUUGGCUCCUGGACUGUUUAGUGAAUUAGCUGAUUUACUCGUCUUAGAUUUAUCAGCAAAUGAACUUAAUUCUCAGUGGGUUAAUUCAGCUACGUUUGUCGGCCUCAAACGAUUAAUGUCACUCGAUUUGUCGUCCAAUAAAAUUAGCAAACUGGAAGCAAAUAUUUUUCGUGCUUUGAUUAGCCUGCAAAUACUAAAACUAGAAGAAAACUACAUUGAUCAUAUCCCUGAUGGCGUUUUCAAUGAUUUAACUAACCUGCAUACGCUCAUCCUUUCUAAUAACCGAAUAUCCACUGUUGGCCAGAGUACUUUUCGUGGUUUAUAUGGCAUCUUGGUAUUGAGCUUAGACUAUAAUCGCAUUGCAAAAAUAGACACGCAAGCAUUUAAGAAUUGCUCUAGCAUACAGGACCUACAUCUCAACGGCAAUAAACUGCAAAGUGUACCCGAUGCACUUUCCUACGUGCCAUUGUUGAAAACUCUCGAUAUGGGUGAAAAUUUAAUCGUGACCAUUGAAAACACAUCCAUAACAGUAAUGGAAAACCUGUACGGCUUGCGUCUCACUGAAAACGCCAUCGACUACAUAAGACGUGGUGUGUUUGAUCGCAUGACUUCAUUGCAGAUACUAAAUUUGUCUGGCAACAAAAUUAAAGGCAUUGAGGCUGGCGCUCUGCAUCGCAACACGCAGCUGCAGGCCAUACGUUUGGAUAGCAAUCAUUUGAAAAAUAUAGCGGGACUUUUUACAGACUUGCCAAAUUUAGUUUGGCUUAACAUAUCAGACAACCGACUAGAGAAGUUUGAUUAUUCACACAUUCCCACUGGUUUGCAAUGGUUGGAUGUGCGCGCCAAUCGCAUUACUCAGUUGGGCAAUUACUUUGAAAUUGAAAAUGAACUGAGCUUGACCACUUUCGAUGCUAGCUCUAAUUUGCUUAGCGAAAUAACAGCAGGCUCUAUACCAAACAGCAUUGAAGUUUUAUAUUUGAACGAUAACCUCAUUAGUAAAAUACAGCCAUAUACGUUCUUCAAAAAGCCGAAUCUCACCAGAGUCGAUCUCAUACGUAAUAAACUUACAACGCUAGAGCCAAAUGCGUUGCGUCUUUCCCCCAUACCCGAUGACCGUGACAUUCCAGAGUUUUACAUAGGACACAAUCCCUUUCAGUGCGAUUGCAAUCUCGAUUGGUUACAAAAGGUGAACGUUGAAUCGCGCACGCAACCAAAGCUUAUGGAUUUGGAUCAAAUUUACUGCAAGUUAGCCUACGCACGGGGUAAAACGCAUGUGCCACUCAUCGAAGCCAAAUCGAAUGAGUUCUUGUGUAAGUAUGAGACGCAUUGCUUUGCUCUGUGCCACUGCUGUGACUUUUAUGCCUGCGAUUGCAAAAUGGAAUGCCCCGAACGUUGUGCUUGCUACCACGACCAGUCGUGGACAUCUAAUGUUGUUGACUGUUCGCGCUCUGCCUAUGAUCGCGAAUUGCCAUCCCACAUACCGAUGGAUUCCACACAACUGUACUUGGACGGUAACAACUUCAAAGAAUUGUCUAGUCAUGCCUUUAUUGGUCGCAAACGCUUGAAGGUUUUGCAUUUAAACCAUUCUCGUAUUGAAAUGAUUCAUAACCGUACAUUUUACGGUCUACUGGAGUUAGAAGUAUUACAACUAAAUCACAACGAUUUACGUAACUUGAAUGGUAACGAAUUCCAAGGCCUCGAUAACUUGCAAGAACUUUACAUACAACACAAUUCUAUUUCGACGAUCGACUCACUAACAUUCACGCAUUUGUACCACUUAAAAAUAUUACGCUUAGACCACAAUCUAAUUAUUGAGUUUGCAAUAUGGAACUUUCUACCACCUUAUCUAAAUGAAUUGCGUUUGUCGGGCAAUCCUUGGUCAUGCAAUUGUGCUUUUGUCGACAAAUUCCGUGACUACAUGAGUCGCUAUGAAUCAGUGCAAGACAAACAAAAGCUACGUUGCUCAGCUCUCGCUGGCAGCAAUGGCACUGUGGGCAUUAACAUCACAUCUCUCACGCAACAACCCAUUGAACAGUUUACUCUGUAUCUUAGUCCGGAAAUACUUAAAGAGGGCAACACGCGUUAUUUGGCAUGCAGUGGUUUAUUACAACAACAUUUACUAGGUGCUAAUGGCGCUAACGGUCUCCUCAAUGGCGACAUCAACGAUAACAUCAUAAUCAACGGCAACAUGACUUCAACUAAAAUGAUUCUCUCGCAACCACCGAUGCAUGACUAUGUGCCAAUCUUAGUUGCCAUAUUAACCGGAUUUGUGUUUGUGAUUAUCUGUACGCUACUAGUGUUCAUAUUUCGUCAAGAGAUGCGCGUGUGGUGUCAUUCUCGUUUUGGUAUACGUCUCUUUUAUAAUGGAAACAAAGACAUGGACAAGAAUGAACGUGAAAAACUUUUUGAUGCAUUCAUCUCGUACAGUACGAAAGAUGAAGCAUUUGUUACGGAAGAGUUAGCUCCUUUACUCGAACAAGGCGAAACUCGUUACAAAUUGUGUUUGCAAAGUCGAGACUUUCCAGUCGGCGGCUAUAUGGCUGAUGCUAUUGUACAGGCUAUCGACACAUCAAGACGCACAAUAAUGCUGCUCUCAGAAAAUUUCAUUAAAUCGGAAUGGUGUCGUUUUGAAUUCAAAUCAGCGCAUCAGUCAGUAUUAAGGGAUCGAAGAAAACGUUUAAUUGUAAUAGUGUUGGGUGAGGUGCCACAGAAAGAUCUUGAUCCCGAUUUAAGAUUGUACCUUAAGACCAAUGCAUAUUUGCAAUGGGGUGAUAAGCUAUUUUGGGAGAAGUUACGAUUCGCUCUGCCGGACGUACCCAACAAUCAACGCCGGCUUCAUGCGGUUGGUCAACACUGUACAGGCGCUGUUCAUAUGCCAAUAGCACCACACCAUCAUCACCUGCAAACGCAUCAUUUACAUCAUAUGCAUCCACAAGCUCAGUUACAACAACAUCACCUGCAACAUGCGAGUUUUCGCUCGCAAAUGCAUCAUAAUAUUAAUGCCAGCCGUCAGAAUCACAAUCGAAACGCCAGCAAUCCGGCACAGCAAUCAACCAUGCUAAUGAAUCCUCCUUGUCCAAGUGGGCCGCCACUGCAAUCAAUGCCUUUACCUAAUAGCCAGAGCAGCAUACAACACCAAAGCUUGCCGCUCCCACCAUGUCCAAGCCCAAGAAGUGCCAACACACAGUCAUCGGCAGGAGGUUCAUCGACGAAUUCUUCACGCACAGUAGCUGUGCAUAUUUAGGUAUUUAGUAUAGAUUAGAGUAUAUGACCUCCAAUGGAACACCAAUGAAUGCGCCAAAUAAUGCCUCACAAUAUGUAUGUACUGAAAGAAAUGGAAGAAAGAAAUCAAAAUUUUGUUGUUACUUUUAUUGCUCUUCCCUUUACGGUUCAUAUUGUUUUGCUUACAGUCAAUCAUUUUAAAUGACCAUUCAACUGCUUCAAAUGGUAGGCAGAAAAACAGACAGCUAUCAAUUUUGGCAUUUUUUAUGAUAUCGCAGCGUAGGACAACUAUACACGAAAAACGAAACGAAUAGUUCGAAACGGAAAACUCAUUACAAUAACAGCCCGAUAAACGCGAUAUCCAACAACUGCAGCCAACAAAUGAUGAUAAAAUGACUGGUUGUCAAGCAGACAUAAGGGGUUUGGUCUCGGGUGAAUGAAAAAGGGGAAAGACGAUCAGGUGGACUGACAGACUGACGGACGGACAUGAAGACAUUCUGACACCCAGUACAAAACAGAACAAACAAGGUAGCCGGAGCAGCCAAAUAAUGAACGAGACAAAAGCCGUGGUCAUAAAGAACCUUUUGGCACAAUAGCAAUGCCAACAAGCGUAGCAAACGAGCCAAGAUGCAAAUGAGCUUGGGUACCUUAGUUUGUUUUCUCCGUCUUUUUUUUUUAUUUAUUUAUUUUUUUUUCUCUUGUUUGCUUUUUUCACAAUUUUUGCUUUUUGCGACCGCGCUCUUGAUGUGCAUUUUGCAUUUUGGUGUACGAUAAAUGACUUGACUUUUGUGAAACUCCGUGUGGUGGGGAGAAUCAUGGAGCUCAAAGCGUACGCAUUUGUUGCUUCCUUCGUGUGCCGUGUCCGUGUAUUUACGUUUACCUUAAAAUAUAAAACAAGAAAUUGAUGUUGCAUGCAACGCUAAAGGAAAAUGUUACCAACUGAGAAUGAGCAAGCAAAACAAAACAAAACCGGCAAUAGAAUACAACAACAAAAAUGGUAAAAACAUAAAAGGGACGAAUGAGGAAAAGAGAGAAAAGCAUGCAGACAUUUCAUGCCAAACAGCAUAAAAUAUAAUGACAAGACAGACGAACAGGGACGGGCAGACAGAUAAACGGGCAAGUAUUCAAACAGUCAAGAGUGACUAUAAGAAAAAAAAAA
Glossina fuscipes is the source of this 5402-nucleotide messenger RNA. It is a transcript of the gene Tollo, whose product is annotated as toll-like receptor Tollo. Lineage: Eukaryota; Metazoa; Arthropoda; Insecta; Diptera; Glossinidae. Gene Ontology annotation, biological process: signal transduction. Bases 126 to 4265 code for a protein of 1379 amino acids. The transcript has a single exon. The record is from RefSeq and is a predicted model, not a curated record. Gene Ontology annotation, cellular component: extracellular matrix. Gene Ontology annotation, molecular function: protein binding.